Messenger RNA from Microcebus murinus (gray mouse lemur), 785 nucleotides. RefSeq names its product LITAF domain containing (gene LITAFD). Gene Ontology annotation, biological process: regulation of cytokine production. The record is from RefSeq and is a predicted model, not a curated record. Gene Ontology annotation, molecular function: zinc ion binding. Gene Ontology annotation, cellular component: cytoplasmic side of late endosome membrane; nucleus; cytoplasmic side of lysosomal membrane. Lineage: Eukaryota; Metazoa; Chordata; Mammalia; Primates; Cheirogaleidae.
CACGCCCGGCCUUUUCCAGGCUCUGGAUCGCGCAGAGGCAGGGGCGGUGGGAACGUGGGUUCUUGGGGCUGCGUCUGCGGCCCGCCCGGGCCCAACUCCCGCCGGAAGUGAGGACGAGGCCCACUCCGUGCGACCACUGUGAAGACACAGGUCACAAUGGCUGUUCCACCCGAGCCAGACCCCGCAGGAGGCGCCUGGGGGAGGCCCUGCCCCCGCCUCCUCCUGGCAACCAGGCCUCACCAUGAGGGUUCCUCGGGAUAGGAGCCCGGCCUCUCAGAGCUCGGAACCCGAGGCUGCCGAGACACCGUUGCUAGGACAAAAGCCCUCCAGGGUCCAAGGAUGGAACAAGCCCCAGGUUUCCCAAGGAAUUUGCCAAAGACAAGCAAUGACUCCCCCACAAAAGAUACUCAUUAUCCUCAUCGCGUUUAUCCUCCACCUCCUCCUCCGAGAGGUCAAGGCUCCGCCCCGGGGCACUUGGGAGCCUCACAGGCUGUCUCCACAGAGAUGUACACCAGAGUGCCUAGGGCGAGGACGGCCCUGCCGAUACAGACCAUCUGCCCCUACUGCGGGAACACCGUCAUCACGGUGACCUCACACGUGCCAGGAGUCCUCACCUGGCUGCUGUGUGCGGGCAUCUUCAUGUUAGGGUGCACGCUGGGCUGCUGCUUCAUCCCCUUCUGCAUCCGGGGCCUGAUGGACGUGAAGCACUCGUGCCCCGUGUGCCAGCACCAGCUCUUCCACCACCAACGCCUGUGAGCCGCCCGAAAUAAACGCCGGCGCCACCA